UUUCAGUGGUUGUAAAGACAGGGGACAGAAUCUCAGUCUUCACUUUCAAGCUUUCAUACUACUUCUAAGUAUAUAUUUCGACUACUUCUAGCGCCAAGAAAGUUGCAUUUCUUGAAUUUAUUUUAAAUAUAUUUAAUUGCUAAAUGUUUAUUGAUGUGAUAUUUAAUUAAAUUAACGGAUACAUAAUUCUUCUGUUUUCAACUUACAGAACUAUCCAAAAUGGGUCGUAAUAAAAAGAAAAAUAUCAAGAGGAGCAACAAUACUCUUAAUAUAAUAGAAAAUAAUUCUAAUAAACUAAAUUUAAAUCAUGAAAAUAAUAAUGACAAAAGUGCAAUUAAUUCUACUGCAUUGAUAAAAAAUGAUGAUGACAUAGCAUUAUCUACAAGCAUUUUGGAUGUCUAUUCAAGACUGAAUUUACCUCUUAUACCUGCUGGAGUUGAUUUAUCAAUCGACAGUGAUGAUGAAGAAACUUUAGAAUUUCAUAUUCGACCUCGUUUUGUUUAUGUUAGCAAUUUAUGCUUAACUUGCAUGAAUACUUGUACUGAAGAAAUUCAAUGCAACAAUUGCAAAAUGGUAUUUUACUGUUCUGAAAUUCAUAAAGAGCAAAAUAAAAAAGACCAUGAAAAUCUAUGUCGAGUACUCACCAAGGUUUGUGGUGGAAUGAAAGGUUUUUCUCUCGCAAAAAGUCUACCUCCUGAUUUGUAUCGAUCAUUUCGGAUAAAAACAAUUGAUGUAGUUGAAGCAUUGAUGGAAAGGCGGCUGGAUUUAUGGGAAAGAGAGAUUAUCUUGUAUCCAAGGAUUUGUAGAACUUGCAAGAAAGUCGGAGAUGAUUUAUCUUAUUGUUUAGACUGCGAAAUCGAUUUCUACUGUAGCAAUCAUCAGCAAGAACAUAAAAAAUGGUGUAAAGAUUUUCAAGUAUUCAAAAAAAUUCUGCUGAUGCAACAUCAACAUGGCUACAUUGAUCCUGAUGUUCCAGUUGUAUUUUACAAAGAAGCACGAAAGCUACCUUUCAAUUUUGACUUUUUGAUUUACAGCAUGUAUGAGAAUAGUCCUAGUUAUCGACGAAUUGAUUGCUAUACGUAUGCAAGUCUUUCUUAUAUUGCAACAGCUCCAUUAACUGCACUUUUUGCUUUGCAAAAAAGUAUAGAUGAUUGGAAGUUAAAAGAGGAUCUAGUGAUUCAUGUGAUUGGUGCUGAGUUUCAGUUUGAAUGUGCAUCAUUAAGAGUUUGGGAAAAACUUUUCCUUCAUUUUCUUCCGAAGUUAAAGAGGCUUUUUAUUGAAUUUACUGGACCAGAGUUGUAUUUGCCCCAAUUACCCCCUGAUCUCUUGGGAAGAAUUAAAAUGUGUCGAAGAUGUAAAUCUGCAAAAAGAAAAAUUAAUGUUUCUUUUAAUGCUCAACAAUUAUAUCAUAAUACGGAAAAUAAAAAAAACGCUGACCUCAUAUGUUUGUUUAAUCCAGGAUUAUAUAGAGUCACUGGAUUUGAUGGUACUGACACUUGGCCCCAAACUAUUAAAAAAUUCUGUUACGCCAAAGUUCCAGUUGUUGUUACAUCCUAUACUGAAUUUGAAAUACCACGAGACAUUGAAAGAAUUAAAUCCAUUUGUGAUGUUGAAGUGUUAUUAGAACCUCAGAAGAAUCCUUUUGCUGCUGUAAAACCUGAUAGGAAUUUCGUCAGCGAUGAUGUCGUUCCUUUAAUGUAUAAAAAUUAUUGCAUCAGCAUUGUGAAAGGUUUAUAAGUAAAUUGAUUCUGGUAAUAAGGAAGUACGUUUAUAGAAUAAAAUCAAUUGAGAAGAUUGUUUUAUACUAAAAAUAAAUAUAUUGCUACUUGUAGAUAAUAUCUGAAAAUAGUUUGUUGAUUUUAUUGAAAUAAAUAUGUUAACUGUAUUAUUAAUUUUUAAAUACUUGGCUUGUUUAAUUAUUAAUUAAACAUUGUAAAAAUUUGAUGAAUUAAUUAUAACAUCUAUAAUAGUCUGUGUACACAUUAAAAUCAUUUAA
Chelonus insularis is the source of this 1996-nucleotide messenger RNA. RefSeq lists its product as uncharacterized. The record is from RefSeq and is a predicted model, not a curated record. The transcript is spliced from 2 exons. Lineage: Eukaryota; Metazoa; Arthropoda; Insecta; Hymenoptera; Braconidae. Bases 220 to 1737 code for a protein of 505 amino acids.